This is a messenger RNA of Anopheles marshallii, 735 nucleotides long. RefSeq names its product tetraspanin-2A (gene Tsp2A). The coding region runs from base 1 to 735 and encodes 244 amino acids. Lineage: Eukaryota; Metazoa; Arthropoda; Insecta; Diptera; Culicidae. Gene Ontology annotation, cellular component: membrane. The record is from RefSeq and is a predicted model, not a curated record. The transcript has 5 exons.
AUGGCCCGUGGCGAAGGCAAAGGUGAAAGUGUGGCCAGAUUGUCAAAUCAAAUCGCCUGCAUCAAGUACACGCUGUUCUGUUUCAACAUCGUGGCAUGGAUUGUUGGUGCUGGACUCUUUGCGUUUACCAUUUUCAUUCGCGCAGAGCCCGGAUUCGAUGAAUGGAUCGCCAUUUUGGAGGUAUAUGAGUAUUACAUCGGAGUGUACAUUCUGAUCGCAGCUGGGGCAUUGGUUAUGAUAUUCUCCUUCCUUGGCUGCUGUUCAGCGCUGAUGGAGCAUUCGUCUGCAUUGUAUCUGUUCAUCGGAACGCAAGUGUUCUUGUUUAUACUUACCGUCAUCGGUUCUGCCAUCCUGCUCGAUUACUCGACGAUGAACUCCAGCAUUCAGCCACUGAUUCGUCAAACGAUGCUGCGCUUCAUCAUCACCUCCGAACAUCCUCACUCGUCAGCCGCACUGAAGCUGAUCCAAGAGAGUAUUGGGUGCUGUGGAGCGGACGGACCAAACGAUUACAUGGUGAUGCGUCAACCGUUGCCAUUGGAGUGUCGCGAUACGGUUACCGGUAAUGCAUUUUUCAACGGAUGUGUCAAUGAGCUGACCUGGUUCCUGGAGGAUAAAUCCAUCUGGGCCGCCAUCAUGGCAAUGAUACUGGCUGCCGUUCAUACGUGCAAUGCUGUGCUGGGCAUUGUGCUGGUUCAAGCGCUGAGACGCGAGGAGGAAGCAAUGAACCGUCGCUAA